Messenger RNA from Nilaparvata lugens (brown planthopper), 1106 nucleotides. RefSeq names its product homeobox protein SAX-1-like. The transcript has 3 exons. Gene Ontology annotation, molecular function: DNA binding; DNA-binding transcription factor activity, RNA polymerase II-specific. Bases 463 to 1041 code for a protein of 192 amino acids. The record is from RefSeq and is a predicted model, not a curated record. Lineage: Eukaryota; Metazoa; Arthropoda; Insecta; Hemiptera; Delphacidae. Gene Ontology annotation, biological process: regulation of DNA-templated transcription.
GAUGGCCGACCACACAAGAUUUGCGAAUAAAUCAUUUUGACAGUUGGCUUUGUGCUGGACGGGUCGUUUCUGAUGAUCGUUAAGUCUCUUGUCGAAAGUUGUAUUAUCGAAUUAAUCAAUCAUAUCGUUCUACAAAAUCAUAGUGGUAAUCUUCUAACAACUUCACAAACUAAUCAAAAAACUUAUCUCCAAAUUCAGUAAUAACUACACAAAACCAGGGGUGUAAUAAUUCCGGAUUUGUCAAAGUUUAUCAUCUUUUUCCUUUGUUUUUUCGUGUCCGAGAAUAAAUUUCAUUCAAUUGAAUGAGUGCGUACUGAGAACUUUGUUUUCAAAUUUACUCCGUACAGUGUAAACGGAAAAAUUUGGAAAAGUAUUUUCUUAAAUUCAGUAAGCAAGAGAAGUUUAAGUUUGUUUUCAUUCGAAAGUAAUGUAAAUCGGUAGAUUAAGUGCAACGCUUUAAAAAUGCAGCAAAGUAAACCGUCGUUCAUGAUCAAGGACCUGUUGAGUGACGUCAUCACUGUCAAUGAAGAUUCCAACAGCGGCGGCGAACCAGACGUGGACAGUCACAGCGAGCAGGGUGACGAAUCUCCCAGUCGAGACCUGCUGCUGCUACAGCAUCACACACUGGGCCUACUGCCCCCGCCCGGGCAGGACGGAGGCGGCGCUGGGGGCGGCAAGGGUCGCAAGCCUCGGCGGCGGCGGACCGCGUUCACGCAUGCGCAGUUGGCCUACUUGGAGCGGAAGUUCCGGUGUCAGAAGUAUCUGUCGGUGGCCGACAGGAGUGACGUGGCUGAUGCCCUCAAUCUGUCGGAGACCCAGGUGAAAACCUGGUACCAGAAUAGGAGGACAAAAUGGAAGCGCCAAAACCAGCUACGUCUUGAGCAGUUGAGACAGCAGGCAAGCGCCGAGAAAGAUCACUCGGACCCCGCAGCCGCCUGUUGUCCCGGCUACCAGACGCAGGCCUCGGCUGCAUGCAGCUUCCUCUCAACCGCUGCCGCCAUUUUCAGAAAUGUCACCUACGUACACGGCUGCCAACUCUAGACUUUACUCAGUCAAAAAUAUACAUAAUUCAAAUCGCCUACCAUACUGCAGCAAACUGAGCACUG